GUCAGCUCCUCCAACAUGACCCGCCCCCAGUCAUAUGACGAGGGGCCGCGGCUUGGGGCGAAGCUGAGUGGGGGGCGGGCGCAGCAGGGUGCGGCGCGCCUGGACAGCUUCUUUAUUUUAGAUGUGCAGGAGACAAUGAAACUCAUCAUUCUUGAGAACUAUGUGCAAGCCAGUGAGUGGGCUGCAAAAUACAUUAGGAAUCGAAUUAUCCAGUUUAACCCUGGCCCAGACAAAUACUUCACUCUUGGACUUCCCACAGGAAGCACUCCUUUAGGAUGUUACAAAAAGUUGAUUGAGUAUUACAAGAAUGGAGACUUGUCCUUCAAAUAUGUGAAAACCUUUAAUAUGGAUGAAUAUGUAGGUCUCCCAAGGGAUCACCUGGAAAGUUAUCACUCCUUCAUGUGGAAUAACUUUUUCAAGCACAUUGACAUCUCUCCAGAAAACACCCAUAUUCUGGAUGGAAAUGCAGCUGACCUACAGGCGGAGUGUGAUGCUUUUGAGGGGAAAAUCAAAGCAGCUGGUGGAAUCGAACUCUUUGUUGGAGGUAUUGGCCCAGAUGGUCAUAUUGCCUUCAACGAGCCCGGCUCAAGUCUGGUGUCCAGAACUAGAGUGAAGACAUUGGCUAUGGACACCAUAUUGGCUAAUGCUAGAUUCUUUGAUGGCGACCUCUCCAAAGUUCCCACAAUGGCUCUCACAGUUGGAGUAGGCACAGUCAUGGAUGCUAGAGAGGUUAUGAUUCUAAUCACAGGAGCCCAUAAAGCGUUUGCUUUGUACAAAGCCAUUGAGGAAGGGGUGAACCACAUGUGGACAGUGUCUGCCUUUCAGCAGCAUCCCAGCACUGUCUUUGUGUGUGAUGAGGAUGCCACCCUAGAACUCAAAGUUAAAACAGUGAAAUACUUUAAAGGUUUAAUGCUUGUUCAUAACAAGCUUGUGGAACCCUUAUACAGUAUGAAGGAAACAGGAGCAGAAAGAAGACAGUCUAAGAAGCCGUACAGUGACUAGUUUCUUGGGGGCUGGUAUGAUGCUAAGCAGGCUCUUCUCUUGGAAAUCAGCACUGGAGGGGAAGAAUCCCUACAGAUUCUUCUUGUUCAUAAAUAAGCAGAGAUGUGCUCAUUUAUUGUGUCCAUCUUUUAAAAGAGAUGAAUGUUGAGUAGAUUGGGUUUAAUAAAUUAGAUGAGGAUGAGACCUUAUGUACUAUGUUCUAGCAACCUCGCAACUACUCACUUGCUACUGGUGAAGCCAAUUGAAAUGAGGUGUGUAAUCUAUAAAGCAAGUAAAUGAGAACAGGAAAUAGAUAUCCCUCAACUCAAAGGUGAGGAAUAUGAAAGGAAGUAAAAUCAAAUGGGUAAUUGUAGAAUGUAUUAACCCACACACAUUUAGGUUUCUCUCUCUUCUCUCCCCCCCCUUCCCCCCAUGCACUUAUUAAUCUCAACUGCACUAGCAUCAUGAAAUUGAAGUACUAGCACUAACUAGAGUUAGCCAUUAAAUAAACUUCCUCAAAGCUCCCCUGCAUUAAUUUGUACUAUUUUAGUUUUGGGGCUUUCUUGAGGAGAUGCUACCAACUUCAGUGUUCAUUGAUGUAUAUAUGCUAUGCACCCUCCACUUCAGCAAAAUCAAACGCACCUACCCUGGCUCUUGAGUGUUCUCAGCUUAAUGAAAUAGCUGCCACCAAAUGGUUAAACAGCAAUUGUUCCUUAUCCAUCUGUGUAACUCUGGCUGCUAUUUCACUUCAUGGUCAGAAUUCUAAAAAUUCAAACAUUAUGUGAAUGCCACUGUAUGUCAAGACUAAGGCACUGUCAUUACAAUCAAGUCUAAAUAUUUAGUCCCCCAUCCCCUGCAAUGCCAUCAAGUGUUCUGUUAGUUGUAGCACUAUAGGGCCAACUGCCCUCCCCCAAAUCUUCUAGCCAGUUCCCCUCUUGCCUUUCCUCAUAAAUCAUGGUGGUACAUGCAGGGAGACCUGUCAUAAUUCAGCUGUCCAUGAACUUAGCCCAUAUAUUUAACCACCUAAAUCUACUUUGUGAUGAAUGAAAUACUCUACUGCUCUUGACCAUGCUACUUCCAAAACUCUAUUGGCUUUACCUUUAUUACUACCAAAAGGGCUUACAUCAGACUACUGAAGUGUAAGUCACUGGUGCUGUUUAAGUGGGGGAAUAUGUAUUUGUUUACAUGGAAAUCCUACAAACUAUUCAUAAUGUAACUUUCUACAUUAAAUGCAGUAUUUUUUAAUCCAAA
Molecule: messenger RNA, 2232 nt
Organism: Malaclemys terrapin pileata
Lineage: Eukaryota; Metazoa; Chordata; Testudines; Emydidae
Gene: GNPDA1
Product: glucosamine-6-phosphate deaminase 1
Exons: 7
Coding region: 16-1002 (328 amino acids)
Biological process (GO): D-glucosamine catabolic process; N-acetylneuraminate catabolic process; N-acetylglucosamine catabolic process
Cellular component (GO): cytoplasm
Molecular function (GO): identical protein binding; glucosamine-6-phosphate deaminase activity
Source: RefSeq, a predicted model, not a curated record